Molecule: messenger RNA, 1559 nt
Organism: Thalassophryne amazonica
Lineage: Eukaryota; Metazoa; Chordata; Actinopteri; Batrachoidiformes; Batrachoididae
Gene: gabrzb
Product: gamma-aminobutyric acid receptor subunit pi
Exons: 10
Coding region: 174-1556 (460 amino acids)
Biological process (GO): chemical synaptic transmission; nervous system process; signal transduction
Cellular component (GO): neuron projection; synapse; membrane
Molecular function (GO): extracellular ligand-gated monoatomic ion channel activity; GABA-A receptor activity; neurotransmitter receptor activity
Source: RefSeq, a predicted model, not a curated record
UUUUUGUUGUUGUUGUUGUAAUAAACGCGAUUGGAAGUCUGGACCGCCGCGGCACUGAUCUAAAGGACCUCUAAUGUCCCGGACUCGGAUUUCGUGCACACGCUGACAUGCUCUGGGCGAUCGCCACAGACAGGUGAACUCCAUUUGGUGUCUCCAAUGCUUCAACAGCAACAAUGGCUGUCUUGAAAUCUGGAAGUACUCUGUUCACUGUCAUCUUCAUUAGCAGGUUGUUAGAGAGCACAUUGCUCAAUGCAGAAGUGAAGGAAGGAGAGAUUUUGCCUCCCACCAUUCAGAGGUUGAUGAAAGGAUACAACAAGUACCUCAGGCCGUUCUUUGACAAUGGUCCUGUAACGGUGGGCAUGAGCUUGGACAUCGCCAGCAUUGAUACAAUCUCAGAGAUCAACAUGGACUACACUGCCACCAUAUUCCUACGACAGCGCUGGACAGAUGAACGCUUGGUGUUCGAAGGCAACAAGAGCCUGAGUCUCGAUGGGAGACUUGUGGAACUGCUCUGGGUUCCUGACACCUUCAUUGUUGACUCCAAAAAGUCUUUCCUUCAUGACAUCACUGUGGAGAACAGGCUGAUCCGUAUCUUUCCCAAUGGGACCGUCCUUUAUGCACUGAGGAUUACCACUACUGUGGCUUGCAAUAUGGAUCUCACCAAGUAUCCUAUGGACAAGCAGACCUGCACACUACAACUCGAGAGCUGGGGUUACAACAUCAAUGAUGUCAUGUUCUACUGGACCAGAGGAAAUGAAUCUGUCAGUGGAUUAGACACCCUUCAGCUCGCUCAGUACACAGUAGAAGACCAUUACACCUCAGUGUCAGAGGCCAUCUAUGAAACUGGUCACUACCCCAAACUGGUGUUCCACUUUGAACUGAAGAGGAGCAUUCUGUACUUCAUCCUGGAGACAUAUGUUCCCUCCAGUCUGCUGGUUGUCCUCUCAUGGGUCUCCUUCUGGAUUUCCCUCUCCUCUGUACCAGCGCGAAUUUGUAUAGGAGUGACGACUGUACUAACUAUGACAACUCUGAUGAUGGGAGCCCGGACGUCUCUGCCCAAUGCCAAUUGCUUUAUCAAGGCCAUUGAUGUUUACUUGGGGAUCUGCUUCAGCUUCAUCUUUGGAGCCCUCAUUGAGUAUGCUGUGGCCCACUUCUGCACCCUCACUCACACCGACUCACACAUGCUCAUGUAUGGACACCAGCUGCAUGACCUUGAGGAUGAAAUGAAUGGCAUUAUCACCACCAUCUCCACUCACGCCAUGAGGGCAAAGAGGCACAAGGAUCCUGCUGGAACUCCUCCACCGGCUUCUGCCUCUACAGAACAAGCUGUCAGCCCAUCAAGCCCCACAGGUAGCGAGCCUAAACCUGAACCAUCUCCUCCAGAAAACACCAACUGGUGCCUCUCCGUUCUGGCCACACUCCGCAAAGUGCUUCGCUAUGUAACCUGCUGUCACGUGGAGAAUCCCCACCACAUAGACAACUACUCCAGAGUCACCUUCCCUCUCUCAUUUGUGAUUGUUAACCUCCUCUACUGGACAUACUACCUUUACUUUUAGCAG